This is a messenger RNA of Echinops telfairi (small Madagascar hedgehog), 2417 nucleotides long. It is a transcript of the gene RIPK2, whose product is annotated as receptor interacting serine/threonine kinase 2. The coding region runs from base 110 to 1261 and encodes 383 amino acids. The transcript is spliced from 10 exons. Gene Ontology annotation, molecular function: ATP binding; JUN kinase kinase kinase activity. NCBI's taxonomy places the organism in Eukaryota, Metazoa, Chordata, Mammalia, Afrosoricida, Tenrecidae. The record is from RefSeq and is a predicted model, not a curated record. Gene Ontology annotation, biological process: innate immune response; protein phosphorylation; regulation of apoptotic process.
UGAUGUCUUAAGAGAAGCUGAAAUCUUACACAAAGCUAGAUUUAGUUACAUUCUUCCAAUUCUGGGAAUAUGCAAUGAGCCUGAAUUUUUGGGAAUUGUUACUGAAUACAUGCCAAAUGGAUCAUUAAAUGAGCUUCUACAUAGGACAACUGAGUAUCCUGAUGUUGCCUGGCCACUGCGAUUCCGCAUCCUGCAUGAAAUUGCACUGGGAGUGAAUUACCUGCACAACAUGGACCCUCCUCUACUACAUCAUGACCUGAAAACUCAAAAUAUCUUAUUAGAUAAUGAAUUUCAUGUUAAGAUUGCAGAUUUUGGCUUAUCAAAAUGGCGCAUGAUGUCCCUGUCACAGUCACGAAGUAGCAAAUCAUCCCCCGAAGGAGGCACGAUUAUCUACAUGCCACCUGAAAACUACGAACCGGGACAAAAGUCAAGGGCUAGUGUCAAGCAUGAUAUAUAUAGCUAUGCAGUUAUCACAUGGGAAGUCUUAUCCAGAAAACAGCCUUUUGAGGAAGUCACCAACCCUUUACAGAUAAUGUAUAGUGUGUCACAGGGACACCGUCCCGACACUGGUGAAGAAAGCUUACCACUUGAUAUACCUCACCGCGCACUGAUGAUCUCUCUGAUAGAAAGUGGAUGGGCACAGAAUCCAGAUGAACGACCAUCUUUCUUAAAAUGUUUAAUAGAACUUGAACCAAUUCUGAGAACAUUUGAUGAGAUAACGUUUCUGGAAGCUGUUAUCCAACUAAAGAAAACAAAGGGUAAUGCAAGUACUAUUCUCUUUUGUGAGGAGAAGAAAAUGGAGUUACCGCUGAACAUUCCUGUAAAUCAUGCUCCGCAAGAGGAAUCCUGUGGAUCCUCACAACCCUAUACAAGUGGUAGUCCUGGAACCUCGAGGUCCCUGUCCACGCAGGAUUUUUUAUCUAAGCGUGUGCAGCCCGGGAUAGCCCAACAGUGGAUCCAGAGCAAAAGGGAAGACAUUGUCAGCCAGAUGACCGAAGCCUGCCUCAACCAAUCGCUGGAUGCCCUUCUGUCCAGGGAUUUGAUUAUGAAGGAGGACUAUGAACUCAUUAGCACCAAACCGACAAGGACCUCAAAAGUCAGACAAUUACUGGACACCACUGACAUCCAAGGAGAAGACUUUGCCAGAGUUAUAGUGCAAAAGCUGAAAGACAACAAGCAGAUGGGUCUUCAGCCUUACCCAGAUAUAUUUGCCGUUUCUAGGUCACCUAAUUCAAAUUUAUUUCUAAAUAAAACUUUAUAAAUAAGUGUGUUACAGGAAGGAAAGCCCAUUUUUGUAGAUUUUGUAUCUCCUUGUUUUUUGUAAAAUCCAUGUAUACUAGAAGCUUUCCAGAAGUUUCCUCCUCUCAGGACCUUGCAGUAUUCCUUUGUUUUUUCAUUAAUGUAAGGAGAAAGUGUUCGUUGUGCUACAUAGUGUUCUUGUUUUGCCUGUUUUGUUCCCUGAAACCAUUUUUUUUUAAAGUAUAGUAAUUGUAUUGUGCUUGUCCAGAAUUGUAUGUGUGUUUCUGAUGGGAACCUUUCUCACAUUCUCUUUCUUUGUGGAUUAUUUAUUAUUUUUCUUAAGAUGCAGUUUGGCUUCAUAAAAUAAUGUCCUUUUACUUAAAGGUAAUACAGCAUUCCUAUCCUACAGCCCCAGGUUCAACUCUCAUCUAAGCGGUUAUUCAUUUUAAUACUUCUUUAUCCAAAUUAUAUUGUUAAUUCAGUGUAUUGAGUCUUCAGUAAAAACUUUAAAGUAAAACAAUAUAAAUGAUAUCAAGAGAAAAUCACUUUAACAGCUAUUUCCUACUCUUGUUUCUACACUCCACCCAGUCCACUGACCCAGAUAUAACCAGUUACCAGUCCCAUGUGGAUCCUCUACCUUCCAUCCUGCUCGUUUUCAAAGUCGACAUUCAUUAAGAAGAAGAUCUUUCCUUCAGAUUUUUAUUAUCAUCAUAGCAUCUCGCAAUGUGACCUUCUUUUCACUUACUAGUCCGUCCUCCACAGCCUUCUGGGUGAGAUCUCCGUCUGACUCGUUCCUGGUCAUUGCUGUACAGUAGUAGCAGGGCUGCUUUUUUAUUGACUGUCUCACUGUAGACCAAACAAGAAAGUAUAUAUAAGCUCUAUUUUUGGUUAAUGGGAUAUAUCACUAAAUAAAAACCCACAAAGAAUAGUCCUUUAAAAAAGUGUUUUGCAAGGGCUAUCUCUGCAAAAAGUAAGAUAUAGCAUAAAUUUGAACAUACAGAUUUGAAGCAACAGACCCAUAACAUGGAAAAAUGAACAAAAAGUUAUUGUAAUAAGUAAUUUAUUAUAAUAAAAUUGAACAUUUUAUUACAAGUAUAAGUGGUUUCAUCUUCAUUUUAGAGCUUUAACUUAGGGGUGUCUCAAUAUUGGUUUUGACAAUUCAGAAGUUAAUAAAGAAA